AUGAACCAUGUUGCUAUAUUAGACGAAAGUAGCAAUGUUAGUUUUUGGUCUAUUGAUAGUCAAGAGCAACUCAUAGAAAUAAAUACGACUUAUAUAGAAAAUAUUUGCACAAAAAAAAAAGAUGAUAGAAUAUUUGCAAUUUCAGAUAACAUGCUUACUUCAAUUGGUCUUGAUAGAGUUAAUCCCUACAAUUUUAAAAUUUUCGAUUUUAAAACUGAAGAGGAAAUAUUUCUAACUUUUACGGAUUGGCAAAAUGAAAUUGACUUCUUGUCCUUUACUGAUAAUGGAAAAAUAAUAAUGGUUAAUAAAAAAUUUUACAGAGCAUAUAUUUUUUCAGGUGAAGAUGAUAAUAAUUGGAUUUGUAAAUCAAUGGUUGAACUGAAAUACUUUAAAAAAGUUUUUAUUACGCUUAAAGGCAAAUUGAUCAUAUUUAAUGAUACAAUUUUUGAGAUCUCAAUUUGUGACAUUGAAAAGUUAUCGGUCAAAACUCGUGUUUUAAUAGAUUGGUAUUAUAAACUUGAAUCUUUAGAAAUCAGUGAAGAUGAAAAAUUACUAAUAGUAUGUGCAUAUAAUAAGAAAGUCAAGGAAUCACGAUUAUAUGUCUUUUCAAUCGAUACUGGGAUGAACAUCGCAUUCUUUAAUACACGAUACAUUAUCGAUAGAUUUCACUUGAUUGCAUCUAAAAAAGGAGAAAGAUUACUUUAUGUAUUAGACGAUCCGCCAGAAAAUAAGCAAUAUAAUAUAAUGAAUCCUUAUUAUUUAAAAAAUCCAAUUGAUGCGAUUGAUCUUUUUGAAUAUAACAAAAUUCAAGAAACAUACUUAAAUCAAGGACCAUACCUAAUUCAAUCAGAUAAAAUAAUUUAUAUAAUUGAUGGGAAAUUGUCAAUCAAAAAUUUGGUGCCUGAUAAUUCUGAAGAUUGGAAUAAAUACCUACGAAGAGAACUGAAGGACACAAACAGUACUAUAACUCCAGCUGAAAAGACAAUUGAAAUUAUUAAGAAUAGAUUAAAUAACUGUAAUGAAUAUUUUACUGUUAACAGGGAAUUUGAAGGGUGUCAUUUAAAAUGGGGAUUAGAAUUAAACAGUAACUCAGUAAUACUUACAGUAACUGACUUUAACCAUCGCAAGAAGAAGUGGAAUCCUAAUAACAAAAAAAACCGUCUAGAAAUUCUUCCAUCUUUUUAUCCAGAUGGAAAAAAAUUUAUAUUACAUUGUGAAGUUCUUUAUAAUGAUGAUUUUAUUAUGAUUACACGUAUUGGCGUAAUCAUCUGGACUUUUAAACCUUGUAGAAUCACUGAGACGAAAACCAUUAAGAUGCAUUAUUAUUGGAAUAAUUGUAAUUCUAGUUUAGAGGAAUUCGUACUUGAUAAUAACGGUAGUUUAAAGAAUUUCGAUUUUGAAGAAUUCAAGGAUCUCUUUAAUGACUGGACUCUAGGACGAAUUCUUCCUUCUUCAAGUUAUGAAACUAUCUGUAAAAAUUUAAAUGUCAAAUUUGAUGAUGAACAGCUUCUCUUAUAUUUUUUUAAAGAUAAUAUAAAUGAAGAAUUUUAUUUAAAUUGUUAUGGAGAAAUUCUCAUGAAAACAUUUAUUUCAUUAAAGAACGAUAAAUGGAUUCGGUCUUUAGGCAAGAACUGUAUAGAAAAAUGCAUACCGGAUAAUCAUUUUUUGAUCUUUAAAAUUCCUUUGCUGAGUAUUAUUUUUGAUAAUUUUAAUGAAUUAUCAGAAAAUCAUCCUGCAUUUAUAGCAAGUGUUUUAUCUAUGAUAGCAUUUAUUGUACCUUCCACCAUAAUAAAUCCAGAAUCUACUUCUUCACAUCUUUCCAGCUAUGGAAGAUAUUGUCACUUAACUAAAACAUCAUAUCUUGAUAUGAUAACUUCUAGUCUUUUGAAUCGUUUAAUUAGAUUUCAAAAAAAUUUUCAAAAAAAUUUUCAAGAAUUUCAAAAAAGUCAUCCUCUUUUUCAAAAAUUCAUUGUAAAGCUUUAUAAACAAGUUAAGGGCGUAGGUUAUAGUUCAACAGUUCUUGCAAUUCCUCUACCAAACUUUGUUUCCUAUCCAGACGGUUAUGAUUUUUGGAGUGAAUUAUUAUUACCUAGUUUCAAUAGUUUUACUUAUUCAUAUAAGCUUGAAAUGAUAAAUGAAGAAUUUUAUAGAUAUUUAAAUGGAGAGGCAUUACUUAAGUUUAAAUGGAAUACUUAUGGAAGAAUGUAUUAUUUAGUAAUUUGGUUUAUUUAUACAGUUUAUCUUUGUUGUUUUAUAAUAGCUGCAACAUAUUACAAAACGAUUUCUCAGACUAGUCUGUUUAUUCUCUUAUAUAUUUCUAUUAUUCUUGGAGCUUGGCAUUUUUUUCUCGAACUACGUCAAUUUAUUUUUGCACCAAUAACUUAUGUAUUUAGUGCAUGGAAUUGGUUUGAUUUAGGUGCAUAUUUAUUUCCAAUGAUAUCGUCAAUUAUGUGGCUCAAAGACAAUGUCAUGCCAACAGAAAUUGCCACCUUUUCUACUUUAUUAUUGGAAAUCAAAUUUUUAUGUUUUUUUCGUGCAUUUGAAUUCUCUGGUACUUACUUCUCUAUGAUACUUGGAGUAGCCCAAAGGGGAUUUUCGUUUUUGAUGAUAAUAGGAUUUAUUAUAAUUGCCUUUGCACAUUCAUUACACCUUUUAUUGCGCCCUGCUACUAAUGUAUCAUUGGAUUAUCCAAGCUAUACUAAUGAUCCGAACGAUCCUUGGAAUUUAGCUACAACUUAUAAUACAGUAGAUCCUAAUGGUACAAUCGAAGAAACCUCUUCAAUUAUUGAGCCUCCUACUACGACCACAAAUAUGUUUAUGAUGAUGACUACAGCAAUUUCUGCUGUUUAUAUUAUGCUAACAG
This is a messenger RNA of Scutellospora calospora, 2863 nucleotides long. Lineage: Eukaryota; Fungi; Glomeromycota; Glomeromycetes; Diversisporales; Gigasporaceae. The record is from the annotation of a GenBank genome assembly.